Molecule: messenger RNA, 3720 nt
Organism: Polistes canadensis
Lineage: Eukaryota; Metazoa; Arthropoda; Insecta; Hymenoptera; Vespidae
Gene: pnut
Product: septin-7
Exons: 13
Coding region: 806-3163 (785 amino acids)
Biological process (GO): cytoskeleton-dependent cytokinesis; cilium assembly
Cellular component (GO): cell division site; microtubule cytoskeleton; septin ring
Molecular function (GO): molecular adaptor activity; GTP binding; GTPase activity
Source: RefSeq, a predicted model, not a curated record
CAGUGGAUCCUUAAGAAGGAAUACCGAACAGUGAUUGGUAGUGAGAAAGAGAAAUAUAUAUGUUUGAGAGAAAGAGAAAGAAAUAGUGAGAGUUCUCUUGAAAAGGAACAUCUCGCGCCUUUGGUAAACUAGUGUGAACGGUACUCCUCAUAUAAUAUUCGGCCCAAUCGUAUUGCUUGGAUUCUCGUAGCUUGUUCGUUCGUUUAGUACACACAUUGCACGCGCACAGGUCUUCUUACCAUUCAUUUUUCUCCAAUCUUGAAUAGUAUUUCAAAACUUACCCGAAAUAUGUGAAUAUAUCCUUGUUCGAUUAGUUUUUCGUGUUAAACAUUAACAAUAAGUUAAUCUAACAGAUUACAAUCUUUGUUAUUCGUUAACGUUGUUCGUGAUCAUCGCCAUCUUGCGCGUGUUUUCGCCGCAGAAAGAGAGAGAGAGACAGAGGAAGAUAAAAAAAGUGGGGACAACGAAAAAGAAAAAGAAAAAAUAAGAGAAACUUUCUGCGUAGUGUGUGUGGAGAGAGAUAGAUAGAGUGAAAAGGAAUUAAAUAUACGUUUACUUUUUCAUGUGACACACCCGUUUUAAGUUAUGAUUAAAGAACAACGUUAAACUCCUGUCCUUCAGGGAAAAAUGCAGAGAAGUGCGGUAAUCGAACGAUCGUCGUGAUCAGAAAAAACGAAGAAGGAAAAGAAGUCGUGGAGGAGGAGGAAGAAGAAGAAGAGGAGGUAUUGUUGCCAGUGAGGUGGUAGUAAUUUAAAUAGAAAGAAAAAGAAGAAGAAGUAAAAGUAAAAGUAAAAAAAGAAAAAAGAUGUCUACGGAAAAUCAACAAAACGGUUCAGCAGGAUCAACGCAAAGUAACGGAAUAAAAUCAGCAACGAUCAACGUGAGCGGUAAUACGAGGACGAUACCAAACAACUCGUCGUUCCUUUAUAGCAGUAAUUCGAUGUUGAAUCGAGAGAAGCCACGGCAAGUGCCGCCUCCGACUUUACCGAAAUAUACGUCGAGUUUCAACGCGGGAUCGAACGGGAGUGGCGCUGCCGAGAGACUGAGCAGAGACAGAGAAGCUGGGGGUAGUUACAGGCUAGCAAGCCUUGAAAGACUCGCCCUCAGGCAGAGAAUACUCGAUGGAGAGAAGGCCAACGGUGAUGCUACAUCGAUACAGGCGAAGCGCGAGCUGUUCUUCAAAGGCGACAGCACGGGCAUUAUCUCUUCGCCUUCAGUGCCAACAGUUCCACCACCUCAACCACCAGGACAGGGAACAUCAUCGUUAACGACGACUAGUAGUAAUACAACGACUAGUAUCAGUACGACGACAAGUAACAACAGUGGCACAACGACGCUCGUUAAUUCGACUAGUACAAAUGUCAACAGUAGCAAUAACAAUAACAACAACAACAACAGUACAUCGAUUCAAUCGACAUCUUCCAUAUCCUCCUCCUCGUCUUUGAGCACGACGGCUAGCAUUUACACUGGCGUCAGCGCGAGUCAUGCGAGUCAUGGGACGAGCAGCUCUGUACCACCAACAGCGAAGAUGCGUUUGCCUCUCUCUUCCUCUUCUUCAUCGACGACCUCAGCCAACAACCCCAACCAUACCUCGGCCUCGGCUCUGAUCCUCAAUCCAAACGAUUCAUCCGAAGAUAGUAACAAAAGGGAUUCGUCGAGGAGCAACGAGUCCAAGGAUUCAUCAUUGAACUCUAUACUUCAUCGGCCGCUUCAACCGUUAACGAAAUCAAAGGAACUCGAUGGUUACGUUGGUUUCGCCAAUUUACCUAACCAGGUGUAUAGGAAGGCCGUCAAGAAAGGAUUCGACUUUACCAUCAUGGUCGUUGGUCGAUCCGGGUUAGGAAAGUCAACUUUUAUAAACUCCAUGUUUUUGGCUGAUAUAUACAGCGCGGAAUAUCCAGGUCCUAGUCUGAGGGUAAAGAAAACAGUAGCUGUCGAGACGACCAAGGUGUUGCUGAAAGAAAAUGGGGUAAAUCUUACACUGACUGUGGUCGAUACGCCUGGAUUUGGCGAUGCGAUCGACAAUAGUAAUUGUUGGGUUCCAGUUAUAGAAUACAUUGAGUCAAAAUAUGAGGAGUUCCUGAAUGCAGAGUCUCGUGUAACGAGACGGCAAAUACCCGACAGUCGAGUACACUGUUGUCUUUAUUUCAUUGCGCCCUCGGGUCACGACCUGACGCCGCUCGAUGUAGAGUUCAUGCAACGCCUUCACGACAAAGUCAAUAUAAUACCUGUAAUCGCUAAAGCAGACACGAUGACUCCUGACGAGCGUGCUUAUUUUAAAAAGAAAAUAUUAAAUGAAAUCGCACAACACAAAAUCAAAAUCUAUGAAUUCCCAGAAGAAGAAUACGAGGAGGAUAGCAAGUACGAUAAAGUUUUAAGGGAUAGAGUUCCCUUUGCGGUCGUCGGCGCGAAUACUGUAGUCGAACAUGAUGGGAAAAAAGUACGUGGGAGAAAUUAUCCGUGGGGUAUUGCCGAAGUUGAGAAUUUAGACCAUUGCGACUUCAUAGCUUUGCGAGAUAUGAUCAUUCGAACGCACCUGCAAGAUUUACAAGACGUUACGAAUAAUAUACAUUACGAGAACUUCCGAUGUCGGACAUUAGCUGGUCUCGGUGUAGAUGGCAAGCCAACUAAAAUAUCAAAUAAUUUGUGCCCACCAGGAGUGAUGAACAGUUUCAUGACAGUGUGGAAUCCUUUGGCUCAAUUGGAGGAAGAGAAAAGAGAACACGAUAAUAAAAUGAAGAAGAUGGAAAUUGAAAUGGAACAAGUAUUCGAAAUGAAAGUUCGCGAAAAGAAACAAAAACUUAAGGAUUCGGAAGCCGAUUUACAGAGACGGCAUGAACAAAUGCGGCGUUCUUUAGAACAACAAAUUCGCGAAUUAGAAGAGAAAAGGCGCGCAUUCGAAGCAGAAAAACUAGCAUGGGAACAACAGACCGGUCACAGUAUUGAAGAAUUGCGUAGGCGCAGUUUAGAAGCCAACUCAAAAGACAGAUUUUUCCGAUUUUACAAAAGGACGGGAUCGGUGUCGUCCGAGGGAUCCGGAGGUGGAGGGGGUACGUUGAGGGGUUCCCGAGGGAUAGGAAGUCUUCUUCGCCGUCAUACCAGUUUCAAAUCACCUCAAGAGAACCACACACAGAUACAGCUUGUCAUACAGCAUCCUGAUUAAACAAACAAAUAAUACAAGAAAAAAACAAAACAAAAUAUAUCAAUUAGUCAGAUACCAUCCCUGAUAAAUGCGGACGAACUAUGCUAAAUUAAAUUAAACGAAAUAUCUUUUAUGUCAUUCAUUUUAAAUUACAUACCUGACACAUAUCAUUUUUACACAUUUUCUGUGACUAUGAAUAUAUGUAUAUAUAUAUGUGUGUGUAUGUGUGUGUAUUUGCGCGCGCACGUGUAUAUGUUACGUAUAUUCGAUUGACAAAUUUAUAUCGAACGCUAUUUAACAUUCAGAUGUAUGUGCCAGGUUAUAUCUUAUACCAUUUUAUUCCUUUUCGCAUUAUUUUAUACAUAUGUAAACAUACAAUUAAAUAUCACAAUAUAUAUAAAUUUAUAUAUAUAUAUAUUAUUCUUUAUUUUCUUUUAUUUGAAGAGUAAAAUUUAGAAUUUCUUCAAAGUGAGCAUCGUUAUAAAAGAUUUGAUUAAAUGCUUCUCAAUUAACAAGAAAUAGACUGAUAAAUAACUGAGCAUUAUUUAGUGCUCAUAUCUUUUUAGUUUUAGUUACAA